AGCGGUAGCUGAGCAGUCCACCGGAUUGAAAACCCACUCUCUCUCUCUUCCGCUUCUCCCCCCUAAUCUCCGGACUCCAUAGCCUUCGCCUCUCUCCGUUCGAUCGACCUUUGCAUGGCAGCAGUGGCUACCUCCAAGGGGCGGGUGAUCGCUGGAAGCUUCGUCGCCCGCGUCCUGGCCGGCAAGGCCACCUCCCCGAGGAGGGCCGUGAGCGCCUCGGCGUACGACAAGAACGUGGAAGACCAGGUGCGCCCGGCCGUGGUGCCGGACGAUGUGAUCGGCAGCGUCGGGAGCCCUGACAAGUACUGGGGUCCUCACCCGACCACCGGCGUGUUCGGCCCGGCGGCGGUGGACGCCAAGGCGGCGGCGGCGGUGGCUGGCAUCGCGAAGGCCGGCGGCGCGAAUGGUGGCGCCACCGUGCUGGACCAGAAGGUGUGGUUCCGCCCGCUCGAGGACGUCGAGAAGCCCCCCGUCGCCUGAUCGGGCUGGCUAAUCCAGGCCUCGUACGAGCCUGAUCGUUGCUGCUAGCUAGUGCCGUGGUUCUCUGCUAGUAUAGUAGUAUCAGCAAGACAUGGCAUGCAGCACCGGUAGUAGUAAUAGUGAUGCGAUGCUGAUGCGCAAAAUAAGAACAAGCAAAAGACGUGUGCUCAUGUUGCUUGUGGCCGUGUUGUACCUGUGUCCUAAUCCGUACUAUAAGUAUUUGGAUCCUGGUGAAUCUAUUCUGAGCGUGAUGCUGCAGAAUAUUCUACUA
Messenger RNA from Oryza brachyantha (malo sina), 751 nucleotides. Its product is annotated as late embryogenesis abundant protein At5g17165-like. The coding region runs from base 115 to 480 and encodes 121 amino acids. NCBI's taxonomy places the organism in Eukaryota, Viridiplantae, Streptophyta, Magnoliopsida, Poales, Poaceae. The transcript has 2 exons. The record is from RefSeq and is a predicted model, not a curated record.